This is a messenger RNA of Alnus glutinosa, 1446 nucleotides long. RefSeq lists its product as uncharacterized. The transcript has 3 exons. The record is from RefSeq and is a predicted model, not a curated record. NCBI's taxonomy places the organism in Eukaryota, Viridiplantae, Streptophyta, Magnoliopsida, Fagales, Betulaceae. The coding region runs from base 1 to 1446 and encodes 481 amino acids.
AUGCCAUAUCAAUGCAAUCAUAAAGAUAGAGAUGGAAACUAUUGUUGGAAAUUCACCGGCUUCUAUGGGCAUCCUGAGAGUGUGAAGCAGGAGGAGUCAUGGACAUUACUUAAGCACCUUAAAUCUCAUGCACCCGUCCCUUGGUUGUGCACGGGAGGCUUCAAUGAAAUUCUAGAUCACUCUAAGAAGGAGGGGGCUGCAAUCCGACGGGAAAGCCAAAUAGACGAUUUUCGCAUAACUUUGGAGGAAUGUCAACUCUGCGACUUAGGGUACACUGGACCCAAAUUUUCUUGGAGCAACAAACGAAAGGAUGCCACUUUUACAAAAGAACGUUUGGGCCAUGCUGUCGCGAACAAGGAGUGGCGUGCACUAUUCCAAGUUGUCUUUGUCACAAUUCUAGCAUCAUGCACCUCUGAUCAUAACCCCAUCUAUGUACAGUUCAGUGAGCAACCUUCCGAGUGGCAGUCUUAUAAAUGGGGGUUUAAGUUUGAGGAUAGUUGGAACACUGAUGAUGAUACUUUCUUUACAAACUUUUCCGCAUUUUAUAAAGUUUUAAAUUUGAUGUUUUUACUCUAUCAUGCAUUUAGUAUCAUAUAUAGUAAUUACUCUGGACCAAAUGGGGUGGAGAACUAUCUGCGCCAUUUGGAGAGACGAGUCAUGGGAGACAUGAAUGAUAGUCUACUAAGACCAUUCACGAAAGCUGAGGUCAGUUUCGCCCUAUCCCAAAUGCACCCAUUUAAGUCCCCUGGCUCAGAUGGAUUUGCAGCUUGUUUUUACCAGAAAUCUUGGGCUACUGUGGGUAAAGUGGUUAGUCAAGCAGUUCUUCACUACCUGAAUGGGGGACCUUUUAAUGUUGCUACCAAUUCCACCAACAUAAUGCUCAUCCCAAAAUUCUCCUCUCCCUCUUGGUUGACAAAUUACAGGCCUAUUAGCUUAUCUAAUGUGCUAUAUAAACUUAUUGCCAAGGUGCUUGUGAAUCGGCUCAAGUUGGUGCUGCCCCAUGCCAUCUCCCCAGAGCAAAGUGCUUUUAUCCUGGGGAGGCUUAUCACUGACAACAUCUUGGUAGCCUUCGAGACAUUACAUACAAUGGAUACCAGAUUGAAGGGAAAUGAGGGUUUCAUGGCCCUCAAACUCAAUAUGAGAAGAAUUUGGAACAAAAUCAACGGGUGGAAGGAGAAGUUCUUAUUGCAUGAUGGAAAGGAGAUCCUCCUCAAGGCAGUCAUCCAGGCCAUCCCCACAUACACUAUGAGCGUUUUCAAGUUGCCAAAAUCCCUGAGUCGAGAUAUCAACUCAUCGAUGGCUAAAUUCUGGUGGGGCCAUCAAGAGAACGUCAACAAGAAUGCUUGGAUGAGUUGGAGUAGGUUGGGAAAGAACAAAGGAAGGGGAGGUCUCGAGUAUAGGGAAUUGGAAAGUUUCAACCUGGCACUCUUGGUGAAGCAGGGUUAG